Cricetulus griseus (Chinese hamster) is the source of this 2259-nucleotide messenger RNA. NCBI's taxonomy places the organism in Eukaryota, Metazoa, Chordata, Mammalia, Rodentia, Cricetidae. The record is from RefSeq and is a predicted model, not a curated record.
GAUAGAGGACCCCGGGAAGGGCGGGGCUGGACAUGAGGAGGCGGCUGCGCUUUUGCCGGGAUGCGUGGCUCACGCUGCUGCUCAGCGCCGCCCUCGGCCUCCUGCUCUACGCGCAGCGUGACGGGGCAGCCCCCACGACCAGAGCACCACCAGCGCGAGGACAGUCCCCGCGGCCCACUUCUGGUCUCCGGGGACGCGGGCUCCCCAACAACGCCCGCGCGGCCCCGCCGGCCUAUGAGGGCGACACCCCAGUGCCGCCCACACCUACGGGCCCCUUUGACUUCGGCAGAUAUCUGCGCGCCAAGGAUCAACGGCGCUUCCCGCUGCUCAUUAACCAACCGCGUAAAUGCCGCAGAGACGGCGCAUCUGGCGGCCCGCCGGAUCUGCUCAUCGCGGUCAAGUCUGUGGCCUCCGACUUCGAGCGGCGGGAAGCCGUACGUCAGACUUGGGGCGCCGAGGGUCGCGUUCAGGGAGCACUCGUGCGCCGAGUGUUCUUGCUGGGCGUGCCCAGGGGCAUCGACUCUGGCAGGGCAGGCACGCGGACGCACUGGCGCGCUCUGCUGGAAGCUGAGAGCCGUGCUUAUGCAGACAUCCUGCUCUGGGCUUUCGAAGACACCUUCUUCAAUCUAACGCUCAAGGAGAUUCACUUUUUGGCUUGGGCCUCAGCUUUCUGUCCAGAUGUACGCUUUGUUUUUAAGGGCGAUGCCGAUGUGUUCGUCCAUGUGAGGAACCUGCUGCAGUUCCUGGAGCCGCGGGAUCCGGCACAGGACCUUCUUGCAGGUGAUGUGAUUGUGCAGGCAAGGCCAAUUCGCUCAAGAGCCAGCAAGUAUUUUAUUCCCGAGGCUGUGUAUGGACUGCCGGUUUACCCGGCCUAUGCAGGGGGUGGGGGCUUUGUUCUUUCCGGAGCCACGCUCCGCCGCCUAGCAGAGGCUUGCUCACAGGUUGAGCUCUUUCCCAUAGACGACGUCUUUCUGGGCAUGUGUUUGCAGCGCCUGCGGCUUACACCUGAGCCUCAUCCAGCGUUUCGCACCUUUGGCAUCGCCCAGCCUUCAGCUGCACCGCAUCUUCGCACCUUUGACCCCUGUUUCUACCGAGAACUGGUGGUAGUGCAUGGGCUGUCUGCAGCUGACAUCUGGCUUAUGUGGCGCUUGCUGCACGGGCCUCGGGGGCCAGUGUGUGCACAUCCACAACCUGUAGCAACAGGUCCGUUUCAAUGGAACGCUUAACUACAUAUCACAGUAUCAAGCCUCUCUCACUCAGCUCCAGAAGAGAACAUUAAAGAGCACAAAAGGGUUUCCCAUGUGGGAUAAUGGUGUACACGGCUUUCCUUCAGAUCACUGAGUGUACAGUACUGACCCAUUGAAAUAGCCACGGCCAGGGUGGUGGACCAUGUCUUGCCCCACAGACCUAACAGAAGCUGGCACACUUAGUGAUGUUAGUAGCCAACAGCAUUAUAGUAUGUGCCAGUGUGUGCUUGGCUGGAUUGCUUAGGAUGUUAUAAACACAUGGUGGUAUCUCUAUGGCCUGGCCUCACAUCCCUCAUGGACUUGGCAGACACUUUAGUUAUUUUCCUUCAUUCUUCACAUUAGAUUCCCAGUGGCAAUAUCUUAUCUGUCCCCCCAUUUCAGGUCUGCUGUAUUGGAGCUAACCCUUUAGGUGCAGAUUUGCCUGUAACAUGAGGGAUGGGGCCAUGAUGUCGUGGUCUUGUCCACUAUAUGCACACACAACUAUGUCAAUGUACUUAUGAAGCUGACCCAUCCCUUCCCAGGAGUCCUAAGAUUCCUCUACUAUAAUAUUUCCCAUAUUCUUCAAUCACAGCUUCAAGAAAACCAACAGUUCACAUUUUCGUACAAACACCCCAGCAGCAGCACAUGGCAAGCUGUCACUGAGGGCAUAGGUGCUUUAUUGGAAAGGGAUGAGGAAGUUUCCUCUGUUCAAGAGGAUGGGAACAGUCCUGGCUACCCUGACAGUGGGAUGUGCAGGGUCUCUGGCCAGACCAAGGUCCAAAUGGGAAGACACCUGUCAAUCAGAGUCAUGGAAGUGCCACACAGGCCUGGCUGUAGGCCCAGGAACCAUACAGACAGCUGGGGCAGGAUCCCCUGCACAUUCAUCAUGAACUAUACAAGAUGAGGCUGUACAUGAGUUAAUUACAAAAGUCAUUAUUUACAAAAAUCUGUACACACAUUUGAAAAACUCACAAAAUUGUCAUCUAUGUAUCACAAGUUGCUAGACCAAAAUAUUAAAAAUGGGAUAAAAUUA